Dunckerocampus dactyliophorus (ringed pipefish) is the source of this 3604-nucleotide messenger RNA. It is a transcript of the gene nup133, whose product is annotated as nucleoporin 133. The coding region runs from base 132 to 3530 and encodes 1132 amino acids. Gene Ontology annotation, cellular component: nuclear pore outer ring. The record is from RefSeq and is a predicted model, not a curated record. The transcript has 25 exons. Lineage: Eukaryota; Metazoa; Chordata; Actinopteri; Syngnathiformes; Syngnathidae. Gene Ontology annotation, molecular function: protein binding; structural constituent of nuclear pore. Gene Ontology annotation, biological process: transcription-dependent tethering of RNA polymerase II gene DNA at nuclear periphery; protein import into nucleus; poly(A)+ mRNA export from nucleus.
UUACAAGCGACUUCCCCGCGCGCUGUUUGGAGAAGUGUCGGCGCGGUAAAAAAAAAAAAAAAAAGAAGACUUAGAUUAGAAAUCGUUUAUUCUUCUCUCGGUCGUUGAGCCUGAAGGCCACCAGGGCAGGGAUGUUUUCUCCGCGUACCGGCCCGAGUUCGGCCCGGAGGCAGCAGACCAGAACACCAGCCAGGAGAGCGUCCAGCAGCCUGCUGCUCACCCCGCGACGGACGCCCCUGUCGGCGAGGCCAACGCCUGGUCGAGAGCAGAGCCACGGUGACUGCCUCAGUUAUGACGUGCAAACGUUUGGCUCAUCGCUGCCUGUCAAGGUGAUGGAGGCGCUGACCGUGGUCGACGCUGAGGAGCCCAUCUCGGUGAAGGUGAGCGAGAGUGGCUGGGCCUGGAUGGUUUGUGGUGACAGACUCAUCAUCUGGAAGAUCUGCCAGAGAGCUGUGGCCAAGCUGUGUGUGUGUAAGGAACUUCAGCUCCCAAACAGCCAGUACGAUUACACAGCCGACCUCGUGGCCGUGACAUCUGUUGCCCCGUUGGAGACUGCGGCGGUCCAGGCCAUUUCCGUCCUGGCCGUGGCGGCAGAGGGAACUGCUCGUUUGUGGCCCAGCUUGUCUCAGGAGGGAAAUUACACUGAGAUCGACCUGGACCUGGGAGACCUGUGCUCCUUUGUGGUGGCGGUCACUGGUGGCAGCUUCAUCGUGUCCUCGGUUAAAAGUCGCCUCUUGAGAGUCUGUGCCGAUGCUUCUGGAAGGCUGCAGUACCGAGCUCUGCAUCAGGGCCAUGGUGUGUUGUCUGGCAUCGGACGCCGAGUGUCCAGCCUCUUUGGGAUCCUUUCGCCGCCCGCCAACGACACACUCCACAGUGUGCUGUGGGUGGGCGAAGCAAGCUGCCUCUACACGCUGACCAGCUCCCAUCUGAGUAAAUGGGAAGUGGACGAGAGCUCAGAGCAGCAGACGGUCAGCUGGGAUGCCCAGAGAGCUCUGACUGAGAGCAUCACCGACGCCAUCUGGGGCUCAGAGAGCAACUAUGAGGCGAUACGUGAUGGAGUCAACGUGGCCUUUUUGGACGUGAAGCUUGGCCAGGCCGGAUUGGUGGUUCUAGCAGCCGCCUGGCACCCAUCAGACACCCCGCGCCUGGUCUACUUUUGCCUUGUCACUCUGCAGGAUGUCGGCGCUGCCAUCUCUAACCAGUUCACUGUGGAGGUCACCAAAUAUAACCCCGCCUUCCAGAGCGAGGCAGAGCUGCACGCCACACGACUCAUGUUGCCGGCUUCCCCUGGCCUCACCGCCUUCCUCUACAAUAAGGAGCUUGUCUUCGCCUGCUCGACAGGAAGCAGCAGGGGGGGGCUUCCUGACGAGAGGAUCCCUUUUAGCUCACCUGGUGACAGCGUGCGCGGGGGCGGCUGCUGCGCCAACCUCCCCAUCUUCUUCUCUCAGAACAGCGGCCUGGUGGCUGUGGUGGCCCGGGAGAGUGCCUCCAUCCUGCCGGAGACUGUGGAGGACUCUCUGUGCUCGUCUCUGGCAGCGGCACCGGAGUUGUCCAUGAUGGAGCAGCACAGCCGAGCUGAACCUGUAGCUCAGGAGGACAAACCAAAGCUCUUGAAGGCAGCCUUUCUGCAGUUCUGCCGCAACGACCUUCUGGGUGCUCAGACAGUCACAGACGAGCUUUUCCCAGCUGUCAGCGAUGCGGUGGAGGGAGGCGAGCUGGAUGCCAUGGUGACUCAAAUCAACCUGGACCUGCUGGACGACUACCCAGCCUCCGAUCCCCGCUGGGCCGAGUCUGUACCUGAUGAGAGCGCUGGCUUCCCGCUGACGUCCCUCAUCAUCCUCCACCAGCUGGAGGACAAGAUGAAGGCCCACAGUUGCUUCAUGGACUUCCUGCUGCAGGUGGGUCUACUGGACCAACUGGGCCAGGUGACGGUGCGCUCGUCUCCCAUGGCGACGCGGCUGCUGCUAUGUGAACACGCUGAGAAGCUGCAGGCAGCCAUGGUUCUGAAGAACCACCACACCAAACAUGGGGAGGUGGUGAACCGGGCCAUCGGGACCGCACUGCACAGGAACAAUGCCACCGUGGCGCCCAGCCUCACCGUGGCGGAUGUCUUCUUCAGGGAGGUGUCACAAAUCUCCUCCAUCUUUGAUUGUCUGCUGGAAGAGGAGGAAAGGAGCAUCAGGGAGAACCCAGUUGACUCUGUGCAGUGGGCUGAGGUGGUUCUCACCGUCAACAAAAUCGUAAAGGACAUGCUUCAUGCUGCUCUGCAGUACCGAGAGACCAAAGCGUCUGUGUACAGAGCUUCUGAGAAUGCUGCUGCAGAACCAGAGUACAUCCCGUGGACAGCGCUGGGCGGUGUGGGCGGCGUCCGCACGUUUAUCUCACGGCAACAUGAGCUCAUCCUGCGCUCCAUUUAUCCGCACGCCGACUCGGAGCUGCGCAGCGUCCUAUGCGAGCAGCUGGUGGCCCUGUUGGACUUCUACCUGGGGGGUUAUGUGGCCCAGCUGAACUCUCUGCAGCAGCAGGCGCCCUCGGGAGGCCAACAGGAGCGCUACAACAGCCUGGAACUGGAGUACAGCCAGCGCCGCGCCGAGCUUCUGGCGCCGCUCCUGGAGCUGGGUCAGUACCAGUGGGUGGCAGCGCUGGCUGAGAAGUACUGUGACUUUGACAUCCUGGUCCAAAUGUGUGAGCUUACCGACAACCAGAGCCGCCUGCAGCACUACAUGAGCAAGUUUGCACACCAGAACUUUGCAGACUUCCUGUUUCGCUGGUACAUGGAGAAAGGGAAGAGGGGGAAGCUUCUGUCCCAGCCGGCCGCUCAGCACCAACAGCUGGCCGGCUUCCUGCAGGCCCACCAACACCUCAGCUGGCUGCACGACAUUCACGUGCACGACUACCAGAGUGCCCACAGGACUCUGUCCAAGCAGGCCAACACGGAGACGCGUUACUUCGCCAAGAAAAAGACUCUGCUGGCUCUCAGCAAGUUGGCGGCACUGGCGUCCAACCUUCCGGACGACGAGCUGGGAAAACAAGUUGAAGAUGUGGUGGAGCAGGAGCGCUUCCUGCUCCACCAAGAGACGCUACCCAGGCAGCUUCUGGAAGACAAGCAGCAGAACCCUGACACCAUGCCCCUCCUUAGCGCCUACAACCUGGUCCAGCUUUACAUCUGUGAUGAUAACCGGAGGGCCAAUGAGUACGACUUCAAGAAGGCUUUAGAUCUCCUGGAAUACAUCGACCAGGAAGAUGGCAUCGACAUCGACUCGCUCAAGUGUGACAUCUUUGGAAAGGUUCUCAGGAGGGACGACUGGUCCUCCUCUGAUGGCAACGAUGACCCUCUGGAAGCCGCCAAGGACAGCAUCUUUGUCAAGAUCCUGCUCAAACUCAUAGAAGAAGGUGUUCCUCUGCAGACGUACCUGCCGGACGUCAAGGACCUGCUGGAACUGGACGAGCUGAGCAGUUUCAAGUCCAAACCUUACUUUGAAUUUGUGCUGAGAGCAAAUUACGAACAUUAUCUGCAAGCGCAGAUGUGAGCGCCCCCUGGUGACCGUGUCCUGUAAAGUACACUAGUUGUGUUUCACAAGUUUUUCCAAAUAAACGUUUAUAU